Molecule: messenger RNA, 1125 nt
Organism: Arctia plantaginis
Lineage: Eukaryota; Metazoa; Arthropoda; Insecta; Lepidoptera; Erebidae
Source: the annotation of a GenBank genome assembly
AUGAAACGCAUGCCUUUCAAAGUUAUUCUCAUUUCUCUAUCAGGAAGUAGUAAACUCGAUUAUUAUUCUAUCGAAGAUUCCGAUAUGUCGGAAAGUAGUGAAGAAGAACCUGAUUACAUACCCCAUGUUGAGACCACGUUGGACUUUAGAGGAAACAUCAGGAAAUUAUUUGUCAUAGAACUAGGAUUAGACAGUCAUGGGCAAAAUAUCAUAUGUUCACCACUAUCAGCAAUGAUACCAUUAGCAAAAUUAUUACUUGGAGCCAAGAAACAUUCUAAUUCGAAAAAGGAAUUGUUGGAUGCUCUUGGUAUAAAACAUUCAUAUGAGUUAAAAAGCACCUACAAGCAGAUUCUUAAAGAAAUUGAAUACUUAAAAGGUGUUCAGACAAGCCUCGCUAGUAGAAUCUACAUUUCUAGCGUAUUCAAAAUGGUAUCUCAAUUUAAAAAGAAAAGUCAAAGCAUAUUUGGAUCAGCAAUAGAAUUAAUCGAUACAACAAGACCAGCCAAAGUUGCUGAUACAGUUAAUAAGUGGGUUGCUGAACAUACUAACGGUAUGAUAAAUAAAUUGCUAAAGAGAGAAGAUAUAUCCCCCAGUCUUUCCCUUCUUUUAGUCAACGCUAUAUAUUUUAAAAUUAUAGAAUUACCAUACCAAGGCGAGCAAUCAGCUAUGAUCAUAGUACUGCCAAAUGAAAAGAACGGUUUACCAAUAUUGUUACGAACCUUGAAGAUGUCUUACGAACUAUUGAAUAUCGCAUUAAUGAAAAUGAAAACGGCACAUGUCGACGUAGCAAUACCUAAGUUCAAGAUAGAAACAACCAUUAACCUUAAAAAAUAUUACAAAAAGAUGGGAGUCAAAUAUUCUUUGGUUCAGGAACAGUCAGGACUCAAAAAAGUAGUCAAACAUCAUACAGUACAUAUCUCAGACGCAGUGCAAAAAGCAAUUAUAGAAGUAACUGAGACAGGAACGGUGGCAGCGGCAGCUACUGCAACUCAUCAAGUGUUGGCUGGUCAUGCGGUCCAGCGUCCCCGAUUUGUUGCUGAUCAUCCCUUUUUAUUUUACAUCAGAGCUAUGCACGAGCAGUUAUUUAGUGGCAUCGUAAUCACGCCUUCAGAAUUUUAUGGUUAA